GUUGUAGAUGAGCUCCAAGGUGAACUCAACAUAACUGGAGCUACUUGGGAAUAUUUUUGGAGAUGUUUCAAAGCGUGAAAUGGAUUUUUGUUAUUGGAAGCAGGCAACUGUCGAGUUUUUUAAGGCAUAUCUCUAAAGUGAAGCAAUUAUGGCAGAGAUGGAAUCUCAGGAGCUUUAUCCUCUUUAGCAUAGUGGUUCAGUUUUUUUUGCUUUUUGCUGCACCCCUGAGAAAGAAAACGGCAAACAAAGCAGUAAUCAUGAUCAUCUGGGCAGCUUACCUGAUUGCUGACUGGGCUGCUAGCUUUGCAGUUGGGCUAGUCUUUGACAGUGAAGAGAAAUAUACUGCCUCUGGUGCCAUUAAUAAUACUGCUAGUUAUUUGGUGAUGAUGAACCAUGGUGUCGUUAGUACCAUCGGGUCCAGGAGCAGGGAUGAUACUGGUCUUCUUCUGGUGAUGUGGACUCCUUUUCUUUUGUUACUGGUUGGUGGCCAAGACAAAAUAACUUCUUUUGCUAUUGAGGAUAAUGAGUUGUGGCUUAGGCACUUGAUUUGGCUCUUCCUCCAAAUCUUCACCACUGGUUUUGUGUUUUAUCAAUCAUUUCAUCUAAACACACUAUGGAUCCCCACAAUCUUUCUCCUCCUUGCUGGAACAAUCAAGUAUGCGGAGCGAAUAGCUGCAUUGUAUCUUGCAAGUUCGGAUAGUUUUGGGACCUCUGUUCUUGGAGAACCUGACCCUGGGCCUAACUAUGAGAGACUGAUGAGUGCAUUCACACAUUAUAAAGGGAACAAUCUUCCUAUAAAAAUGGAGUAUGUCCACGACCUAGAAUCCCAGGCUAAUGAAAAUACUAUAGCCGAUGAUAGAGAAUUGGAUCCUCAUGAACUGGUGCAGCGUGCUCAUCACUUCGCAUAUAUUUACAAGGGACUCAUAGUCAAUCUCAUGUUCAGCUCCCGUGAGCAUACGGAGAGUCGAGAAUUCUUCACUAAAAGACGUCCAGAACAAACAUUGAAAAUAUUAGAAAUCCAGCUCAACUACUUUUAUGAUCUUCUCCAUACCAAGGUGCUGGUGGCAACGUCCAACAUUGGAAAAAUAUCUCGGGGUAUAUCCACUGGGUUAGUUGUUGCAGCCUUUUCACUUUUCAUCUUAGAAGAGAAGGGCACUUUCAAGACGGAGUUUGAUGUCGUUGUGACCUACACCUUGUUCGUUGGUGUUUUAGGCCUGGAUAUGGUGACUCUCUUCAUAUGGUUUUACUCUGAUUGGACUGUUGCUUAUCUUAAAAAGUUCGACAAAGAUUCCCUCACAUUCAAAAUCAUCAACAAGCUCCUCUUUCCCAAGAAGCAAAGGCAGCCGCAGGAGAAACCCAAGAAACUUUCUUUCCUCCGAUCCAAAAUCAUCAAGUUCCUCUUUCCCAAGAAGCAAAGGCAACCGCAGGAGCAACCCAAGAAAGUUUCUUCCCUCCUAUCCAAAAUCAUCAAUUUCCUCUUUCCCAAGAAGCAGGAGAAGCCGCAGAAACAACCACGGAUAAUAAAAAAAGUAGGUUCUAGAAGGUGGUCUGAAGAUCUAUCUCAAUUCAACUUCCUUGAUUACUGUUAUCGACGAAGGUCACAAAGCAGAAGUAAAACCAUCGGCGAGAUCAUCAGGAAAAUAGACCUUAUGGUCCGUGUCCAAGGAAUUGGCAUACGACCAUCUUUGGACAUUAUAAACGAUUUUAUUUAUUAUUUAUUAUAUUAUAUAUUUUAUUAUUAUUUGCCGAGGGACGUUAAGAAUUUUAUAGAUCUGAAGAAAAAUGACUUUAUAAUUCAGAUGAAAUAUGUGACUUCUCACCAUUUUGAUCCGUACCUAUGGGAAUUUAUCUUCCACGGGCUGUCAGAGAAAUCUUACUUUGCGGAUGAUCCGGAAGAAGCCAAGAGAAUAAGCUCAGCUAGAGGUGAAUGGAUUCUUGAGAGUGGUGACUUCAAUUACAGUCUUAUCUCAAGUACGUUAAUGCAUUGUGUCAAAAAUGUUGCUUAUGAUGAAAGCCUUCUACUGUGGCACAUUGCUACAGAACUCUGCUACAACACUGAUGGACACGAUGGUCACAAGCAUUUGUUUUGUGAAUAUUGUGAUGCUGGUUGGUACAAAAAGUGUGUCAUGGCUGUUAAAUUCUGGAAUAAUGCUGGUUGUAGUUGCAUGCCUUCGGAUUGUAAAAAUUGUGAUGCUCGUGAAUUCAGUAAGCGCCUCUCAGAUUACAUGUUUUAUCUAUUAUAUCAGCAACAAGGUAUGAUGUCCGAAGUGUCAGGAAUUUCAAAACAAAGGUUCAAGGACACCAGCUCUGAAGCGCAACGAUUCUUUAACGAAUAUGGAGGAAAAGAUCUGCCAGAAGGCUGUAUAAAUAUUCUUGGGGUGAACACAUCCGUCAAACCUGUUUAUGUGAAGGGAGAUCGAUCGAAGUCUGUACUGUUUGAUGCGUGCAUGUUGGCAAAAGAGAUUCAAGAUUUGGGACCAGAGAUUAAAUGGAAGGUAACAAGUCAAGUAUGGGUGGAAUUGUUGUCAUAUGCUGCGAGUCGUAGCAGAGCAAAAGCCCAUGUCCAACAACUAAGUAAGGGCGGUGAGCUUAUUACUUUUGUUUGGUUUUUGAUGGCACAGUUAGGCUUGAAAGAGCAUGCCUGGGUUGAGACCCGUACCAGAGCAAAGCUGAAUCUUAAUAAAUGACAGGUUAUGUACUGAAUGAUAAAUAAAUAUGAUGUACCCAAUAAUUUUCUUAAUUA
Molecule: messenger RNA, 2743 nt
Organism: Quercus robur (English oak)
Lineage: Eukaryota; Viridiplantae; Streptophyta; Magnoliopsida; Fagales; Fagaceae
Exons: 2
Coding region: 63-2687 (874 amino acids)
Source: RefSeq, a predicted model, not a curated record